Molecule: messenger RNA, 3144 nt
Organism: Melanotaenia boesemani (Boeseman's rainbowfish)
Lineage: Eukaryota; Metazoa; Chordata; Actinopteri; Atheriniformes; Melanotaeniidae
Gene: pgm2l1
Product: phosphoglucomutase 2-like 1
Exons: 14
Coding region: 578-2257 (559 amino acids)
Biological process (GO): carbohydrate metabolic process
Molecular function (GO): magnesium ion binding; glucose-1,6-bisphosphate synthase activity; intramolecular phosphotransferase activity
Source: RefSeq, a predicted model, not a curated record
UUAUACCAUUUCUGACCGGAAGCAGUUUGACGUCACGCGCGACAUGUUGCUUACUAACUUUAACGGAUAAUAUUCCGGUAACAUGAAGCUCGUUCCAUUGUUAACUUGGAGAAAUCUUCUCCGCUAGUCCCCAGCUAGCUGCUGCUGUGUCCCGGUUCUCUUUCCCGGUAGCUACGGUUAACUUUAGCCUCUGUGUGACGAGGUUCCGGCGGACAGCCGGUCGGCCAGUUCACGCGUAGCCAGGCGGUGCGUGUGAGGUCCGGUAGUCGCAGCGGCUGAAGGUGGCGAUCAAACCCCUCCAGCUGUUAGCUACCGGCUCAUGGCCCCCCGCUAGCCAGCCUGGUCCUGUCUGCUAGCAUGGAGAACGACGCAGCUAACGGGGACCUGAACGCCAACCUGAGGUGGCAGAGCACCGGCGACCCGCGGCUGGACAAGGCGGUUCACCAGUGGCUAACCUGGGACCGGGAAUCAAGACGUUUCCCCUCCUGUCCUGCAGAACCAGUGGACCCGGGCUCAAGUGCGCUCUCUGGUGGCGGCGGGUCGUCUGGAUGAUCUGAGGUCCAGACUCUGCAGCAGGAUGAGCUUCGGUACGGCCGGACUCAGAGCACCGAUGGGAGCCGGAUUCAGCCGGAUCAACGACCUCACCAUCAUCCAGUCAACACAGGGUCUGUACUCGUACCUGUGCAGGUAUUUUGCCGACUUCAGCAGCAGAGGGGUGGUUGUUGGCUUCGACACCAGAGGACAGGAGGAGAGUAGCUGCAGCAGUCAGAGGCUGGCGAAGUUGUCGACCGCGGUGAUGCUCAGCAGAGACAUUCCCGUCCAUCUCUUCUCCACAUUUGUCCCGACUCCAUACGUGCCUUAUGCUGUGAGGAAACUGGGAGCAGCAGCUGGAGUGAUGAUCACCGCUUCACAUAAUCCCAAAGAGGACAAUGGAUACAAGGUGUAUUGGUGUAACGGUGCUCAGAUUGCCUCGCCUCAUGACAAGGAGAUCCUGCGUUGUAUAGAGGAGCAGCUGGAGCCCUGGAGCGCCUCUUGCUGGGACGAGGAGCUAGUGGACCGAUGCUCCCUGAGGACCGACCCCCUGACCCAGAUCAACAGCUGCUACAUGGACGAACUCGGCUGCCUCUGCUUCCACAGGGAUCUGAACAGCAGCUGUCCGUUGAAGUUUGUCCACUCAUCCUUCCAUGGAGUUGGACACUCCUUUGUCCAGCAGGCCUUCCGGGUGUUCGGCUUCGCUCCACCGAUCCCGGUCCCUGAGCAGAAAGACCCUGACCCGAACUUCUCCUCGGUCCGCUGUCCAAACCCAGAGGAAGGAGAAUCUGUGCUGAAGCUGUCUCUGGUCCUGGCAGAGCGGGAAAACGCUCCCAUCGUUCUGGCCACGGAUCCCGACGCCGACCGUUUGGCUGUGGCAGAGAAAUCUGACGGGUGUGGUUGGAAGGUGUUCACAGGUAACGAGCUGGCGGCUCUGCUGGGUUGGUGGAUGUUCUUUAACUGGAAGCAGAACCAUCCAGAACCGGCCGACACUCAGACCGUCUACAUGUUGGCCACCACGGUGUCGUCCAAGAUCCUGCAGGCACUGGCUCGCAUCGAGGGUUUCCACUUCGAGGAAACUCUUCCUGGAUUUAAAUGGGUCGGGAACAGAAUCCACACACUUUCCAAAUCUGGGAACAGAGUAAUAUUUUCCUUUGAGGAGUCUAUCGGGUUCCUGUGCGGCAGCAUGGUCCUGGACAAGGAUGGAGUCAGCGCCGCCGUGGUCGUGGCAGAAAUGGCGGCGUACCUCCACAACAGGAGCCUGAGUCUGAACCAGCAGCUGCACAACAUCUACGAGACGUACGGUUACCACCUGUCGAAGACCUCCUACGUCAUCUGUAAUGACCCCCCCACCAUCCAGAAGAUCUUCGGACGCAUCAGAAACUUCGAUGGUCAGGGUUCGUACCCGAAGACCUGCGGCGGCGUGCGCAUCCUCCAUGUCAGAGACGUUACCACGGGAUACGACAGCAGCCAGCCUGACUUCAGAUCUGUGCUUCCCGUGUCCCGGAGCAGUCAGAUGAUCACCUUCUCGCUGCAGAAUGGCAUCGUCGCUACGCUGCGGACCAGUGGCACCGAACCAAAGAUCAAAUAUUACACCGAGUUCUGUGCCGCGCCGGGAAGCAGUGACCAAUCUGGGCUGGGGGAGGAGCUCCAGAAAGUGACGGCUGCUCUGCUGGAUGACUUCCUGGAACCCGAGAAGAACAACCUGAUUCGGCGCUUAGUUUAGCUCCGCCUCCUGCUUCCUGUUGAUGACAUCACAUCCUGUCACAGUUGCUGUGAUCUGCAGUCUUUCAAAGACAAUUGAUUAGUUAUUAGAUUCAGUGAUGUCUUGUGUAAAUAUUCACUGCAGCAAAGCAUGAUGGGUAAGAAACCACGCAACAGCUUCUGACACCUGAUUGGUCGUCAGGCGCAGUUACAGGAAUUAUUGAUUAUUAAUUUCUCUGUGGGAGUUUAUUGACAACCAAACUGAUUUAAUUAAUCUGAUUUUAUUUCCCAAAGUUUUAUUUUCCUUUUUAAAAUCGUUCACUUCACCGUUUAGACUUCAGGAGUUUGUUGUUUCCUGUUAAACGUAUUGACUGAUUAUUGAUUCUUGAUCAGCUUUAAACCUGAAACCAAAGAAAGUUUCAAACCGGCAGAGACUUGUGGAAACAUGAGCUGUAGUUAAACAAGUGUGACAGCAGUGCAUUCUGGGAGUCAGAGUCUCCGUUUCAGUUGCUGGAAAAACGAAACAUUUUCUGAGUUUUCCAGACGUCGAAUCCCCUCGAAUCUUUUCACCAGGUUUUUAUCUUCUUGAUGAACUUCUGCAGAAAGUUCCAGAACCUGACAGAACUGGAACUGGACCGGUUCUGUCGGGUUCUGGAACUUUCCGCAGAAGUUCAGGCGUUUGUCUUAAUGUUUAUUUAUUUUUCUACCAGAUAAAGAGAGAGAUGACAAACUGCUGCUGCAUGUUAUGGUAAUGAUCUGGGUCUGUUGGCCCGGUUCAGUUAUGUUGGCCUGGUUUGGUUCCGUUGGCCCAGUUUAGUGCCCUGAUGAUGGAAUUUUGUGUUUUCUGAAAUAAAACCUGAAACUAAAAUGUUUGUUUUUCUUCAUGAAAACUUUAUGUUGAGGUUUAAA